This is a messenger RNA of Penicillium hordei, 1674 nucleotides long. RefSeq names its product putative U1 snRNP complex component Yhc1. Gene Ontology annotation, molecular function: nucleic acid binding; zinc ion binding. The record is from RefSeq and is a predicted model, not a curated record. NCBI's taxonomy places the organism in Eukaryota, Fungi, Ascomycota, Eurotiomycetes, Eurotiales, Aspergillaceae. Gene Ontology annotation, cellular component: U1 snRNP; nucleus. The transcript has 6 exons. The coding region runs from base 1 to 1674 and encodes 557 amino acids. Gene Ontology annotation, biological process: spliceosomal snRNP assembly; mRNA splicing, via spliceosome.
AUGUCUUCGCGGGCAAGAGAAAGAGGACGAGGACGAUGGAGAGGUAGAGGAAGAGGUGGAGCAUACAGGAGGCAAAUUAUUUCACCAGCGCCUCCGCUGGGAGAGAUCCUUGUGACAAUCCAGUACGAUGAGAUCGAAAGUCCAGAACAUCAAAGUAGUGAUGUCUCCCGAAUCACAGAAAGUCAAUAUCUGACAUCCUACAAUUGGCUUGAUGGGGACAAGAGCAGUAUCAUCGUUCCAGGAGAACCACCAAAGUGGACGCCUCUGUCUGAUCCGCGCACGCUUCCGCAAGACAAUGGUACAUAUUAUCGGGAUCGAAAUGCCGCGCGAUAUCCCACUUACCCUCUCGAACCAAUGGUACAAGCAAUCCUAAUUGGCAAACCCGAGUUCCCUGUGACCGACGUGGACAUCGUUGGGUGCAACAGUACCAUGGGCCAUCUGCUACGUUUUGUACGUGGGGCAGAUGAUCCCUUUAGGAUGCUUGUACAGGUGCUCGGCAAGACCGUCUUCUUUAUCAGAAGGGAAAACUCGCCCACCGAAACAAUCCCCGGUAUCCGUGGAUAUGGGCAUACUUUCCCGGAAACAUACACCACGUGGAAUGAAAAUGUGGGCGGAUCCAAGUCCCACCAACGGGUGGUGGAGUACAAGUUUGCCGACAUGCAGUGCUUGAUCCGUUUUGAACCGGAUGGCUUCUUGCCUGACCUGGUUACGGAUACCGAGGAGACCGAAGAGCCCGUUCCCGAUCCCCAGGAAAGUAUCAACGCAGAGGAAGGUUUGCCGGCCAUCGAAAAAAUAACACUUUCGGAUGAUCCUUCGCCCACUACAGAAAUGGCACCUCAGCAGCUUGAGAUUGCAAUGCAAGGCCGGCGUAUCCCACAGUGUGCAGUCUUUGACCUGAAGACUCGAUCUCGCUCUAAGAGGAAUGCCAACAUUCUUGCCGAGGAAUUGCCCCGGUUGUGGCUUACGCAGACCCCCAACUUCAUUCUCGCCCAUCAUACAGAUGGUCAGUUCAAGCACAUUCAAGUUCGCGACGUGCGGGAUGAUGUAAAGCAGUGGGAGGAGACCGAGCAACUGAAUUUGCGCAAGUUUGCCAGCUUACUCCAGAUGAUUGUCUCAUUCGUUCGAAGCCUGGAAGAUGGAAGACUUGAGAUUGAGCGCGAGGAGAGUGCGCAAGUUUUAAAUCUGAGAGCACAAGGUGGAGUUGUCAAUAGCGUCUUGUCCCCGGCUGUCGCAAGCGACUACUGUGAUGUCUAUCUGACGCACGACUCGAUGAGCGUGCGCAAGGCGCAUAACUCCGGCCGAAACCACCUGAGGAACGUGGUGGACUACUACCAACAGAUUGGUCAAGAAAAAGCCCAGUCCGUUAUCGACUCCAUCACCUCCUCCUACGCUGCAGAGGGCCAACAAGCCCCCAACAUGAUGGCCCCCGGCGCGUUCCCGCCUCCCUUCGGAUUCCCGGGACGACCAGGCAUGCCUCCUCCCCCCUUCGGUAUCCCUCCACCAGGCGCCCCCGGUGCCCCAGGCAUGCUACCUCCCCCAGGAGCCCACGGUCUUCCCUUCCCACCUUUCCCUAACGCCGCCGGAACCCCACCAACAGGCGGCUUCCCCCCCGCCCCUCCCCAACAUGCCCCAGGGCGCAAACCUGCCGAUUCCGCCCCCAGGAGGCUUCCCUAA